CAUUAACGUAUAUCAAACAUAACAUUGACAAUAAAUAAAAAAAAUAAGAUACAAUAAAAUAACCCAUGGAGUUCACUAUCGGAAGAAUAAUGUCAUUGAGUGAGGAGCUAAACGACCUGCCUGGUUACAGAUAAAUAAAUAUGUCAUUAAAUUGACUCUCGAGGCAACCACUUCAGUUUAAAUGCAGACUCGGUGGAUUGGGUUAUAUGUCACUCCCUGCUGGUUUCGUUCAAUAGCUGACGCUGCAGUGUCUGUGCAGAAGUCCAUGGAGUUUCGUUUCCGUUGGUUCAGUACGGUUAAGUCACAUUCGGCUGUGCUGUCAUAGCAACAGGACGGCGUCCGAGACAGAUUCCCUGCUGUGGGCCGGGGAAAGAUGAGCCAGCGUGCGGAACGCCGUGGGAUCCACGUGGACCAGUCUGAGCUGCUGUGUAAGAAGGGGUGCGGUUACUUCGGCAACGCAGCAUGGCAGGGUCUGUGCUCCAAGUGCUGGCGGGAGGAAUACCAGCGAUCGCGUCAAAAGCAGAUCCAGGAGGAUUGGGCGCUGGCCGAGAAGCUACAGAGAGAGGAAGAGGAGGCGGCGGCCUACGCUAGCAAUCAGGGCAGCCAGUCUCACCCCGCCCCUCAAUCUCAAGCCCGCGCCACUCUGGCGCCCUUCUCCAAGUUCGAGGAGAAGAAGACCAAUGAGAAGACUCGCAAGGUGACCACCGUCAAGAAGUUCUUUAGCCCCUCCUCUCGCACCGCUCCCAAAAAAGAGUCUCAUGAGGGGAAAGCCCCGAGCCCCUCAAUCUCACGCCAGUCCAGCAUCGAGACGGACCGCGUGUCCCGGGACUUUGUGGACUUCCUGAAGAACCUGCAGAAACCGGGCCGAGAGAUCCACAAGCAGAGCCGGGCCUUCAUCGAGAGCAUGGCCAAUAAGAAGGACCUUGGAGCUGAUGAGCUGUCGGAGUGUGUGCAGGACUUCUACCAGAACAUGUCGGACCGGCUCAUGGCCCAUUUCAAAGGCUCCUCUGAGCGUGUGGAGCGUGUGAUGGAUCAGGUGGAGAAGUACAUCAUGACUCGGCUCUACAAGAACGUCUUCUGCCCUGAGACCACCGAUGACGAGAAGAAAGACCUGGCCACUCAGAACCGCAUCCGGGCACUGCACUGGGUGACCAUUCAGAUGCUGUGUAUGCUGUGUGUCCCCGUGGACCAGGAAAUACCUGAGGUGUCUGACAGCGUCGUCAAAGCCAUCACAGACGUGAUUGAGAUGGACUCGAGGCGUGUGCCGCGGGACAAGCUGGCGUGCAUCACCAGCUGCAGUAAGCACAUCUUCAACGCCAUCCGUGUGACCCGGAACGAGCCGGCGUCCGCCGACGACUUCCUGCCCACGCUCAUCUACAUCGUGCUGAAGGCCAACCCGCCGCGCCUGCAGUCCAACAUCCAGUACAUCACGCGCUUCUGCAACCCCAGCCGGCUCAUGACCGGAGAGGACGGAUACUACUUCACCAACCUGUGCUGUGCUGUGGCCUUCAUAGAGAAGCUGGAUGCCCAGUCUCUGAACCUGAGCUCCGAGGACUUUGAGCGCUACAUGUCUGGACAGGCCUCGCCGUCCGGGCCGGAUUCGGGCCAUGGCUGGGCCAGCGGGGUGGCGGGGGCGAGUCCCGGGGUGGUGCAGACGCAGCUGGAGGCGCUGUCAGGGCUGAGCCAGCGGCAGGAGCAGGUGAGAAAUAAGCAGGCAUACAAAACACCAACAACAGCAGUUACAUGGGAGGAGAGCGUGGGCAGGCAGGUGCAGGGCAUCCUGGAGAGGUACCCGCUGGAGCUGCGCCCCCCGCCUGCACCCGCCAUCGACUCCGACAACACCGACGACGACGGCCUGCCCCCGCCACUCACUCCACAGGUGUUCGCUGGCUAACACAGCCGUGUGUGUGUGUGUGUGUGUGUGUGUGUGUGUGUGUGUGUGUGUGUGUCAGAGUGAGGAGAACCUGGUGCAAGUAUGUGUGUCUGACACAAUUUUCAAUGUAAAGGUCCCACAAAAUGUGCGUGUUCGUCUAAGGGAACAUUACUGUGUGUGUGUGUUUGUGUGUGUGAGAGUGCUGAUCUGGUACAUGUGUGAGAGUGCAGUGUGUGUG
Clupea harengus (Atlantic herring) is the source of this 2111-nucleotide messenger RNA. It is a transcript of the gene rabgef1, whose product is annotated as rab5 GDP/GTP exchange factor-like. Lineage: Eukaryota; Metazoa; Chordata; Actinopteri; Clupeiformes; Clupeidae. Gene Ontology annotation, molecular function: guanyl-nucleotide exchange factor activity; DNA binding; small GTPase binding. Gene Ontology annotation, biological process: vesicle-mediated transport. Gene Ontology annotation, cellular component: cytosol; endocytic vesicle. The record is from RefSeq and is a predicted model, not a curated record.